AUGUGGCACCGGCAAACAGCAUUUUUCCUGCUCGUUAACAAGUGUUAUGAAUGCGCGUUAAACGGGGUGCGCCAAAUUCGUUAGCAUUAGCACGCUAAAGUGAGUCUGUAUCAUCUUUAUUAGCGCUCUUAGCCAAAUGCUAAUUAGUGGCUGAGUUGCUGGGGGGAAAAGAAACUGACUUGUUUGUUUCUCAUUGUUGCGCGGCUGUCUAUACACAAUACAUUUGUUUUGUUAUUUGUAGCUCGAAAUGAGCGGAAUUGCGCAUCCCGUGAAUGCAGUAGUUAGCAGGUGAGCUAAUAAAACCCUGCGGACACAUUUGUUUUGUUCACUUAAACGGUUAGUUGUGCCUGAACAGCGUAUUUUUUACUAACGCAUUUUACGAAGUGCGCGAAGCAAAUGUUUCACGUUAGAGCCUAAAUGAGAAGUUGAGCUCCGCUCGGAAGUCACCAGAGCUGGAGAAACUUGCACCGGGGUGUUCGGGAGGCAGCCGGGCUACACAUCAUUCCGAGCCGCGGAUGCGGUGCUGCCGGAGAGGCCCGUUAAAUGCAAUUGAAGGAGAAAAUGUUUUCUCUCACGACCGUUCUAGACACGUAACGGUGCCCACAUUCUGCUGCUGAGGAGAGAGCACCACGAUGAGGAGACAGUAGGCACCCACCAUAGUAUGGCCGCAUCCCGCUCUUCGCGCGUCACAAGAUCAUCAGUGGGGAUAAAUGGAUUGGAUGAGAACUUUUGUGGUCGAACCCUCAGGAACCGCAGCAUCGCCCAGCCGGAAGAGAGCUCUCCGCCUCCUGUGCCCAGAGCCCGCUCACCCAAGAAGAAGCAGGACUGUCAGCAGCACCAGCAGACCGGAGCACAGGUCGGAAAGGUAGCCGAGAACAAGGCAGAGGGUGAACCGGUGCCAUCCUACGGAAAGCGAGGCUUGCCGAGCUCCGAGAAGGACGAGUCGGAUAAAUCGGACAACUGCGAGCGUCCUAGGGCCGGGGGUGGGCCAGAAGCCUCCCCAGCCCUGAAGAGGGCCAAGCGCUGCCCUCGCUCAGGUGAAUCGCAGGGGGUUGAGGAGGAACCUUCUCUCAAACCAGAGAGCCCUGAUCCCGCUGCCCCGAAGGAAAAUGACGAGGGCGCCAAAACAAACGUGUCCUCGGACCCUCCGCUCAGCCUCGACAAAGAGGCAGAGCAGAAACAGGAUGGCCCGGUGGUGGAGAUCGCCUCUCCGCCGCAGGCCGGCGAGAACGUCAAGGCCACCAACGGCCUUGCUGAACUCCAUAAGGAGGACUCAGAAGCUGCAGCCUUACCCCCGGAGCCCUGUGCCUCCCCUGCCACGCUUAACAACAGUCCUUCACUGUUAAAUGGCAGCCAGGCUGCACCCUCAUCUCCCGACCCUAUCGUGCCUUGUAGUUCCCCUCAUCCCAAGCAAGCCAAUGAGUCCGACAGCCCUCAGAUUGACUGUGAGAGAAACUGCACGACCGAGGAAGCUGCCGAGGCCGUGCUGUCCCGGGAACCCGAGAUGGAGGUAGAGGUGGACGUUGUUGGGGAUGCCGCCCAGGCUCAGGACGAGCUCGCAAGAGAGGAGAGCACCAACGGCGGCUUUCAGGCUGAUCCGCAGGACCCUUCUGAUAACUGCUCGAAUAUCUCAGGAGAAACGGUGGUGCUGACUGCCUCCCAGCUGCCUGCGGAGCCCCCCUCCUUCACAGAGCCUCAAGAACACAGAUACACCCUGAGGACUUCACCGCGCCGCGCUGCCUUUGGUAGUGGGCUCAAAGCCAGCUCCCCCAAACCCAGUUCCCCGCACAUAGACAAUGGUUCGCUGAAGGAGGAGUCCACGCCGGUUCCUCUUUCCUCUGAGGACACCAGCCAUAAAGACCUUCACCAUCAUGCACUGGGGUUUUCUAGCAAGGCAGACAAUGAACUCUCAGAGAAAGCAGGGGUCAGUGGAGAGGUCGGAGUGUCAGAUAGUAGAGUUUCGAGAUCCACCAAAGAGCUGCUGGCCACUCAGGCUGAGGAAGAUGAAGAGGAAGAGGAGGAUCCGGAUGUCUACUAUUUUGAGUCUGAUCACUUGGCUCUCAAACACAACAAAGAUUAUCAGAGGUUGCUCCAGACCAUCAGUGUACUGGAGGCCCAGCGAACCCAAGCCAUCCUGGACCUGGAGACACUGGCACGGCAUCAGAAGGAAGCCCUGUCUGACCCCAUCGUCUUUGUGGACCAGCUACAGAAACGGGUGGAGAUGGGUCUGCCUCGGCCUCAGAGAGUAGUCCAGCUCCCGGACAUUGCAUGGGACCAAUACACCUCAGGCCGUGGUGACUUUGAACGGGAGUUCUGUGACAAGAAGCGCAAAACACGACAGUUGCAGUUAAUCUUUGACAAAGUGGGGUUGCCUGCUCGACCAAAAAGUCCUGUGGAUUCCAAGAAGGAGGGUGACUCCUCAUCUGUCUACUCCUCCUCCCUGCCGUCAAGUGACGGUCCAGAACACAGCAUGUCCAGUAGCAGAGCUCAGAUGAUUAGAGGGAGGCUGUACAACCAGAACAAACCCGACACCUUCAACCAGCUGUGGACUGUUGAAGAGCAGAAAAAGUUGGAGCAGCUGCUUUUAAAGUUUCCACCAGAGGAGGUUGAGUCCAAACGCUGGCAGAAGAUUGCAGAUGAACUUGGCAACAGGACCGCCAAACAGGUUGCUAGCAGGGUACAGAAAUAUUUUAUAAAACUGACAAAGGCUGGUAUACCAGUGCCAGGCAGGACACCCAAUGUGUGCAUGUACAGUAAAAAGGCCUCUAGUAAGCGACAGCACCACCUCAAUAAACACCUGUACAGGCCCUCGACAUUCCUCACCUCGUACGAGCCGCCAGUCUACAUGGAUGAUGAGGACGAGCGCUCCCACUUCUUCAACAGCCUCCAGGAUAAUGGAGCGGAUGAUUCGGAUGAGGAAGGGGUUCCAGUGGAGCUGAGGCACCUGCCGGAGUAUAAGGAGCUACUGGAGCUGAAGAAACUAAAGAAACAGAAACUACAGGAGAUCCAGGCUGAGAGCGCUCUCACGCAGCACGUUGGCUAUAAGUGUGACAUGUGUGGCAUGGAGCCCAUCCAGGGAGUACGGUGGCACUGUCAGGACUGUCCGCAGGACAACGCUGUGGACUUCUGCAGUUCCUGCUCUGACUGUUUGUUCAAAACGGAGACCCACAAGCCCACACACAGACUAGAGCCGGUCUGCCAGGCCGAAACCUUCCUGGACAAAGACUACUGCUUACCGCAGAGCACAGGCUACAACUACCUGGACCCCAACUACUUCCCUGCCAACAGAUGACAGGGACGAGCUCCAGCGCUAGUAUCCAGGGCUGGGCCGCAGCCUCCAGGGCAUUCUGUGCAUGGCUCCAUCAUCCAAGUCAAAGAGGGUACAGCAGAUGGGCCGCACCUCGCCCCGACCCGCUGCCGGAGGGGGGUGGGGUUGGGGAGGGUUGUCAAACCUUACCAGGUCUCGUCAAGUAACACUAUCUCAAAUCAAAAGAAACGAGAGGGAAGAACGAACAAAAGAAAAGGCGCACCGACAUUCCCAGUCCCAGGACAUUUAGAAGGCAACCCGACGCUUCCCUUUCGCUCCGCCGUUUGAGUGACAGGCCUCUCGGAGGAGCGCGCGGCGGCUCUCGAUCCAUCGGCCGGAGCGGGGUUGGGCUCGCGUUAAAGUGCAAAAUGUCGUCUGUAGUUGAAAUAUUUAUAAGUGAAGCUUUGUGUGUGAGCUCUUUUCGUGAGGCGGGAGUACAAGGAAAAGGAACUUGGUGCUGAGACCGUCGUCUUCGAUCCAUAACCAGGUUUUUAACCAAUCGAGGAGGUUCGCUCGCAACUCCGACGUUCUAAACAGGGGUUAAAACAAAAAACGAAAAACAUAAAAUCCACCCCCACCCCCCCCCCAUACGUGUCUCUUGCCAUGGGCUACCAUUUUCACUAGAAGCUGCUCUUUGUUUCCUCUUACGACCGUUACAUGAUGUUGUCACUUUAUUUACGUUCAUUUCUUGUUUUUUAAAUUACGCCGAAUUAAAAAAAAAAAAAAAAAGCCACUCCACUUAACCCGAUAGGUUUCCAAACCUCAAAGCACUACAGCACGGAGAAGACCAGCUGAGAUCUGGAAGGCGUUAUAGCGCUCGUGGAGAGCUUUCUUUUCUUUUCUCAAUGUGUACUGUUGUUGAUCAUGUGGAGUAAUCAAAUAUAUGGUGAAAAGUAGCCAGUGGUAGUUGCCGUGUGCCAUUUUUUUUUUUUUUCUUCCCUGUCCAGUCGAUCGAAACCUGGCCACUUGUUUUAGAAGAAGAAAAUAAAGAACUCGUGGCACGUUUGCCCUCUGUGAAAAACUGCCCGACCAUCGUCACGCCUUUAGAUCCCUCUAAUUUUCGCAGUUUCCGCACGGUCCAUGAAAAGAUUGUAUUUUUAUUAAUCUAUUUAAAAAGACGAAGAAUAACAAAAUCGAUUUGGUGGUAGUCGCCGCACUCCCACGUUAUUUUAUACACAUGCAUUUUGUUGUGCUUUGAGUAGACCAUUUUGUAUUGGGUUCUGUUCUGUUCACCUCCCCUCCCUUGACCCGCUUCAAUAUCUGUGUAUAACAGUCUGUUCUUAAAUAAUGUAAAAAAAAAAAAUGUUAGAGGAGAACUGUGGAAAUAAAAGUAUGUGAAAAGUCUUUCUACA
Puntigrus tetrazona (Sumatra barb) is the source of this 4659-nucleotide messenger RNA. RefSeq names its product zinc finger, ZZ-type containing 3 (gene zzz3). The record is from RefSeq and is a predicted model, not a curated record. The transcript is spliced from 12 exons. Gene Ontology annotation, molecular function: zinc ion binding. The coding region runs from base 662 to 3292 and encodes 876 amino acids. NCBI's taxonomy places the organism in Eukaryota, Metazoa, Chordata, Actinopteri, Cypriniformes, Cyprinidae.